This is a messenger RNA of Limulus polyphemus (Atlantic horseshoe crab), 1096 nucleotides long. RefSeq lists its product as uncharacterized. Bases 1 to 951 code for a protein of 316 amino acids. NCBI's taxonomy places the organism in Eukaryota, Metazoa, Arthropoda, Merostomata, Xiphosura, Limulidae. The record is from RefSeq and is a predicted model, not a curated record. The transcript has 4 exons.
AUGAAUAUCUACUGUUUACGCGAUGCUCGUUACUCUUACAGAGCUCUUCAAGCCACACUUGAAGACCUUGAAUACAGAUUUGAUGACUUGAGGGAAACAAAGACUCACAUUGAAGAGUGGAUGAGGCAGGUUCCUCCUUCAAUUCUUUUGGAACAGGAGAAGAAGAUAGGUGACCUGUAUAUCAGGAUAAACAAUGUUCUUCGAGCAUUUUAUGAAGUUUUGGGAAACAUGGAUCUGGAACAAUCAUCAAGUCAGUUUAAACCUGCACUGGACGCCUAUAAGGAAGGAGCAAGUUUUGCACUGAUGGGGAAAUUUCGUAAAGAGUUCUUAAAUCUUCAAAGGAAACUGGAUAUUAUUGAGGAAAGGCAGGGAGGAACGGGAAGCAGUACUUACAUUGAAUGGGGCAGUAAGAUGUGCACUAGUGCUUUAUCAACAACUUUGCACUCGGGAUAUAUGGCAGCCACAAAAGAGGCUGGAGUAGGUGGCGCUGUGUCCUACCUGUGUCUUCCUGAAAACCCUCAGUUAGAAAAUAGCCCAGUAGUCACAGCAUCAACAAGUUUACAAAGUCCUGUGAACGGUGUCCGUUAUGGACUAUUAGACGCUGGAUUGCCAGACGUGGAACUAAACAAAAAUCUUUAUACUAAGGGAGUGCCGUGUAGUCUCUGUCAUCUACAUAGUGGUAUGAAUGUGCUGACCAUUCCUGGUAAAGAUGGAUGCCCACAAAGUUUCAUGCAGCAGUAUGCCGGAUAUUUGAUGGCCAGCCAAGAUGGAGGCCAAAGGACGGAGUAUGUCUGUGUUAGAAAAGGAGCUACUUUCCAUGAAGUAAAUGGCUUACUACCACGAGCAGGAAAUAAUUUGGCUUUAGUUGCUGCUAAACCUGGAGCCCUUCCAGCAGACAAAUAUCCCGAAAACAGCUUGAUCCCAUGCGUGGUGUGUUCUACAAUGUACUAAAUACAGCAAAGCCUUCGUAAACCAGAACAUUGUCUACAAAAUAAAUAUAUAACGCUAUCGAAACAUAUCUUCUAAACUUAUUUAAAGAAAAUAGGCAGUUGUUGAUUGGAUGUUGCAAACAAAAUAAAUUGUGAAGCUUAUUUUA